This is a messenger RNA of Enhydra lutris kenyoni (northern sea otter), 1357 nucleotides long. Its product is annotated as SLAM family member 9. The transcript has 3 exons. Lineage: Eukaryota; Metazoa; Chordata; Mammalia; Carnivora; Mustelidae. The coding region runs from base 48 to 1199 and encodes 383 amino acids. The record is from RefSeq and is a predicted model, not a curated record. Gene Ontology annotation, cellular component: external side of plasma membrane. Gene Ontology annotation, biological process: T cell activation.
UGCUCUCCUGUCCCGCUGGGGUUCGGGCUGGCAAGGCUCGGGGCUGGAUGCUUCAGCUCUCCGGGAGUAAAGAGGAAGAGGGUGUGGCUGCGGUUGAGGACCAAGAGGUGGGGAAGCCUGCAACGCAGAAGGGGGCCAGCGCACCACAGCAAACGGCCAAGGUGAAAUUUGGAGGAGGAAGGCCCAGACAGAAGCCAAGGCCUGGGAGGUGCUCAGGUCAGGUGCAGCAGGAGCUAGAGCCAGAGAGGGUUGGGACGGAGCCGGGGGCCACGGAAGCCACACGUGGGAGACAGGUGCACGCCCAUCACUGCCCAGGCCUCGGGCACAGCAGCCCAGACACACCAGUUGGGCUGCUCCCGUCUUUUCUUCCUUUUUCUGCAGCGGAAGGGUAUUCUGGAGAUGAUGGGGAUACAGAGGACAUCGUUGCGGUCCUUCGGGAGUCUGUCAGACUCCCCCUGGAAGUUCCAGCCGAUGAAGAGCUUGAGAAUAUCGUCUGGUCCUCUCAUGUAAGGCUUGCCACCAUGGUCCCUGGGAAAGAGGGGCAGCCGGCCACCAUCGAGGUGACCAACCCUCGAUACAAGGGCCGAGUGAGCUUUCCCGACCCCGGCUACUCCCUGCACAUCAGCAAUCUCAGCUGGGAGGACUCAGGGCCGUACCAGGCUCAGGUCAACCUGAGGACGUCGCAGAUCUCCAUCGUGCAGCGCUACCGUCUACGUGUGUACCGCCGGCUGUCGGAGCCUCGUGUCACCGUGAACUUUGAGAUCUCUCAGGAAGAUGGCUGUAAUAUAUCUCUGACCUGCUCUGUGGAGAAGGCAGGCCUGGACAUGACCUACACCUGGCUAUCCAGGGAGGAUGGUGUGGACACAGUGCACGAGAGCUCUGCCCUCAGCACAUCCUGGCGGCCUGGGGAUAAUGCCCCCUCUUACACCUGCAGGGCCAGCAACCCCGUCAGCAGCAUCACUUCCCGCCCCAUCCCUGCCGGGUCCUUCUGUUCAGAUCCCGGCUGUCCUUCGGAGAAGUCCACUCACCCCUGCGUCUUGACCAAGGGGCUGCUGCUCCUCGCGCUCCUUGUGGUCCUGGCUGCGGGGCUGUGGCUCACUGGAGCCCCAACACGGGGCCGAACACCAAGGAAGAGGAAGCUCGAGAGAAACAGACUCAGACUGAAAAAGAAGGAGAAGCCCCACCCCAGCCUGGCCUGAGCGACCCUGGGACCACAGUCCUGAGCGCUGUUUCUCCCCCAGCCCCCGGGGGCCUCUCCUCCCAGGGGGCCGAGGGCUGGGUGCUGUAAGGGCCAUACUCCACAGGGGGUGGGGGAGAGGAUGAUUAUCCCGCAAUAAAGUCGAAUUAGGUGACCACC